GGCAAGCACUGCGCGCGUUCCUGCCCUGAUUGGUGCGCCGGUGAUCACCUGAUCCGACACUCGGACGCCGCAAGGGCAUCAGUUAUGGCGCGUUUGCUGCUAUCGGGGCGGAUGGCGCUGGGUCGGCAGCUGCGGAACUACGGCGACAGCAGCCAGCUGGGAGAACUGGGAAAAGGAGCCGGCAAGGGUGGUGGUGGUGGAGGAACCAUUAGAGAAGCGGGAGGUGCUUUUGGUACCAGACAAGCUGCUUUAGAAGAGAAGUAUUUCAAGGAAAAGGAAAGAGAUCAGAUUGAAAAUCUGAGGAAGCAUCAUCUGGAGGAGAUUCAACACCACGAACGUGAGAUCCAACGCUUGCAGGAUGAGGUUAAACGUCACAAGAGCAAGAUCAAGAAACUGAGGCUUAAUAAUGACGUAGAUGACUAGAUGUUCUAAUAUUGUUUGGUUAUCCAUACAUCGAUCAUGGGGGGGUCAAUUAAUCUUUAUGUAAUCAUGUUUGGCUGCACCAACUACAUAUCAAUAAAGAUGCCAUCUGAAUAAAUUGUACUUUGGGCUUGUAUGGAACAUGAGCUUGCUGAUUUUUUUCCCUGUAUAUAAAAUCAAAAGCCUUGAUCACUGCAAAUUCAUAAAUUUUUUUUUGAGAUGCAGAAUAUGCCCCCUGGCCCUUUUGAGCCACGUAGCCCAGCGAUCUCCCCCACCGAUUUAUCUGAGUCACAGGACAAUUUACAUUGACCAAUUAACCUACCAGCUGGAAACCCAUGCUGUCGCGGAGAAAAUGUACAAGCUGCUUUCAGGCAGCAGUGGGAAGGGAAUGUAUUUUUGAUUUCUUGAACACGAUUUACAUACAGUAACAAAUGCAUUUCCCCCGUUCUGUGUGCAAAUUUAUUUUGGCCUCAAGCAGGUACUGGUUGGAAAAAGACCCAUCUGUGGUUUUCCAUAUCUUUUUAUUCAAGGGGAUCUUUUCUCAUAUACCAGGUUUCACUAGUAGAAAUUGUUGCUGACCUGUGGGGAAGACACCAUGGUCUACCCUCUCCCGUCCCCUCUGGUAAGAUCAUUUAUUAGUAUUUCUGGAAUUAAUGGUUGCUUAGUCCAUGUGACUAUGGGUAUGGCCUUUGCUGGUAAAAGAUAAUCAACUCCAUCUGUGUAUGGUGCUGUUACAGAAGUAUAUAGCUGUACCAAAAGGUAAGCUGAUGUAUGGUUUUUCACAUGGUUCAGUGGUUCCAUUUAAUAUCAGAGCAUGUAUGUAGUGUACAACCUGAAAUUCCUGCUCUUUGCAGACAUCCACAAAACAAGAAAAUACUAAAGAAUGUGUUGUGUAUGUGGCCUGGUUACACAAUAAUGCUAUUAAUAAAAACGCUGGACACGGGA
Molecule: messenger RNA, 1365 nt
Organism: Mobula hypostoma (lesser devil ray)
Lineage: Eukaryota; Metazoa; Chordata; Chondrichthyes; Myliobatiformes; Myliobatidae
Gene: atp5if1b
Product: ATP synthase inhibitory factor subunit 1b
Exons: 3
Coding region: 85-423 (112 amino acids)
Biological process (GO): negative regulation of ATP-dependent activity
Cellular component (GO): mitochondrion
Molecular function (GO): ATPase inhibitor activity
Source: RefSeq, a predicted model, not a curated record